This is a messenger RNA of Varanus komodoensis (Komodo dragon), 1027 nucleotides long. Its product is annotated as secreted frizzled-related protein 5-like. Lineage: Eukaryota; Metazoa; Chordata; Lepidosauria; Squamata; Varanidae. Bases 28 to 780 code for a protein of 250 amino acids. The transcript is spliced from 4 exons. The record is from RefSeq and is a predicted model, not a curated record. Gene Ontology annotation, biological process: non-canonical Wnt signaling pathway; canonical Wnt signaling pathway; negative regulation of canonical Wnt signaling pathway. Gene Ontology annotation, molecular function: Wnt-protein binding.
UCCAUAUGCACUUCAAUUCCAAGAAACAUGGCUUUGUGUUAUGACAUUGGGUACACUGAAAUGAGACUUCCCAACCUGCUGGACCAUGAAACCAUGGCUGAAGCAAUCCAACAGUCUACCAGCUGGCUGCCCUUGUUAGCCAGAGAAUGCCAUCCAGAUGCCAGGAUCUUCCUCUGCUCCCUCUUUGCCCCAAUCUGCCUGGAGAGGCUCAUCUAUCCCUGCCGCAGCCUGUGCGAAGCGAUCAGGAGCAGCUGUGCCCCAGUCAUGGUCUGUUAUGGCUACCCUUGGCCGGAAAUCCUCAACUGCAACAAAUUCCCUGAAGAUCAUGAGCUGUGCAUCUCCUCAAUUGCUGAUCGAAGUACUUCGGGCAGGAGAAUGCCCCAGGCUAGCUGCAGGGAUUGUGAACUUGAAGACCCUAGCUCUGCCAAGGAGAUUCUGGAAAACCUUUGCACCAGUGAUUUUGCUGUAAAAAUUAGGAUCUCCAGGAGGAACAAGACCUCCACCAUUGCUGACUUUGACCUUGACUCCAGACUGGAAGUUCUGAAGCAUGGUCCCCUCCUGAAGACUGAAACUCACCCCAAACUUCAGCAGUGGCUAAACCUAGAUGCUACCUGUGUGCACAACAUUAUGAAAGGCACAAACACAGGGGUCUAUGUGAUUAGUGGAGAGGUACAGAAUGACAAAAUUGUUCUGGUAAACAGGGCCUAUGCCUGGCACAAAAAGAACCGAAAUUUGCAGGCAGCUGUGAGACGAUGGAAACACUACAAGUGUCGGGCCUGAACUGCUCAAGUCCCUGGCAUGAAAUCUAUGCCAAUGUGACUCCUCUGCUUUUAUCCACAGCUGAGGCUACAGCAUACCACUGGGUAUAGCACAGCUUCUUUGUAGUAGUUACCAAGUUAAUGGAUAGCCAAGCAGCAAGAUUUACAAACCAUUGCACUAAAGGUUUGCACUGAUUUUUAGCUGAGUUCUGAGGCACCCUGGGGUUCCCCUGAAGGAUAUCUUUGAGAAGAUCAGUAACAGUACACAA